AUAGACGAGGUUUGACUGUGGCUGGAGUAACUAGUGAAAAUCCGGCUACAGACCACUUGCGGCAAGAGUUUCCUUCCUGACAAUCGCAGCUGUUUGUUGUGCGCAAGCUAGCUAGCGGUAGCUUGGUUGGGGCAAGAAACUAAGAUUGAAGAGGAAGCUAUUUUGCUCCUCGCCAAUCAACUGUUUUUUUUUUUAAACAACUGGUCAUAUGUAAUUCGCUUAGAUAAAUUCUUCCCGGUUAUCAAAUGAGAAAAGAAGCACAUCAAUUCCCUUGACUUUUUUUUGGAAGGCCUUUUUUUUCCUCUGCAAAGGAUGUCUAAACGAUUAAGGAAUAGUGAGGUUUGCGCGGAUUGCAGUGUCCCAGAGCCUCGCUGGGCCUCUGUGAACAGGGGCGUGCUGAUCUGCGACGAGUGCUGUGGUGUUCAUCGGAGUCUGGGCAGACACAGCUCCCAAGUGCGUCACCUGACUCACACACCAUGGGCUCCUACACAGCUACAAAUGGUUCAGACUUUAUACAACAACGGUGCAAAUUCGAUAUGGGAGCACUGUCUACUGGACCCGAUGAUGAGUGGUAAACGCAAGGCCAACCCUCAGGACAAAGUGCACCCAAACAAGACAGAGUUCAUAAAGGCCAAAUACCAAAUGCUGGCUUUUGUCCACCGGAUGCCUUGUCGAGAUGAUGACAGCUUCACAGCCAAGGACUUAAGCAAGCAACUUCACUCCAGCGUCCGCACUGGUAACUUGGAGACGUGUCUGAGGUUACUCUCUCUUGGAGCCCAGGCCAAUUUCUUUGACCCAGAAAAAGGGAAUACGCCGCUGCAUGUGGCUGCCAAGGCAGGGCAGGUGUCUCAGGCAGAGCUGCUGACCAUCUACGGGGCUGACCCCGGCGCCCCCGACUCCAACGCCAAGACCCCCAUCAACUAUGCAAGGCAAGCUGGCUACCAUGACCUGGCUGAUAGGCUGGUAGAGAUCCAGUAUGAACUUACUGACAGACUGGCAUUCUAUCUCUGUGGGAGAAAGCCUAAUCAUAAAAAUGGCCAACACUUCAUCGUGCCACAGAUGGCUGACAGGAACAUCAGUUUAGAUUUAUCAGAACUGGCAAAGGCAGCAAAGAAGAAACUCCAGUCUCUCAGUAAUCAUUUAUUUGAGGAGCUGGCGAUGGACGUGUUUGACGAAGUGGACCGAAGGGAGACCGAUGCUGUAUGGCUGGCGACACAGAACCACAGCACCCUGGUGACAGAGACCACAGUGGUGCCUUUCCUUCCUGUGAACCCAGAGUACUCAUCAACACGAAACCAGGGACGGCAAAAGCUUGCGAGAUUUAACGCACAUGAAUUUGCAACUCUUGUCAUCGACAUAUUAAGUGACUCGAAACGUCGACAGCUGGGGAACUCUAUGAUAAGUCCCAAAGAAAAAGUUGAACUUAUCCUAAAAAGCCGGAGUGGUGGCGAGGGUCUGGACAACGACCAACCGGACUACGACAGCGUGGCCUCUGACGAGGACACGGAUAAGGAGCCACCCUCGGGCAAGGACCGGACCAAGAGUCUGGACUCAGACCUGUCAGACGGGCCUGUCACGGUGCAGGAGUUCCUGGAGGUGAAGAACGCCCUGUCGGCCUCGGAGGCCAAGAUCCAGCAGCUGAUGAAGGUCAACAGCAACCUGAGCGACGAGCUGCGGCUGAUGCAGAAAAAGCUGCAUUCUCUGCAAAGCGAGAACACGUCUCUCAGGCGGCAGGGCCCAACCACCCAUAUCUAUCAGGUCCCCAUCAGCAGCGGGUCAGAGUACACUGACCCUUCUUCCUCCAGUACCUCGGCCAUGAAGCGCCGGCAGUCGGCGCGGGCCAGCCGGCCCAUGUCCAUGUCUAUUUAUGAGACUGGCUCAGGUCUGAAGCCCUACCUCCCUAAGGGGGACACCCCCUACCUAGAGGAGGGUGCCCCCACCCUGCAACCCGUCUUCCCACCUCAUGCCUCCAAGCUGGACAAGCAGAGCAGCAUGCCAGACAGUGACUAUGACAACACAACCAAUGACUAUGAGAUGAAGGACUCUGGUAGACGUGGGAGGCUGAGGAGCAGUGUCUGGCUGGGGGAGGGCAGCUCCAUCCCUGAGAUGGAUGACCUGGGGGCAGAACCGGACCCAGCGCUCCCCAGCACUGAGGAUGUCAUCCGUAAGACGGAGCAGAUCACCAAGAACAUCCAGGAGCUGCUCCGUGCCGCGCAGGAGAACAAGCACGACAGACCUUGUGAGGGUGUGCGCCGGCUCAGGCACAGUCUGGGCUGUUUCAGCACCCUGGUGCCCUGGGCUGAGAAGGCCCCCUCUCCCGUGCAGCCCCUCAGCCUGUGCUCCCCCGAUCCUGCCUCCCGCUUUAUACCCAGCUCCGAAAGAAUAUAUGUGGCCGUAACCGAGAUGGCUGCUCUCUUUCCCAAGAGACCCCAUUCGGAGAUGGUGAGAGGCCCCCUGCGCCUGUUGACGUCUAGCUCCUUCCGGCUCCAGGGUGAGUGUCGGAAGGCAGCACCCCCCGAGGAAGGCCCAGGGCCCGACAUGCAGCUGGUCACCCAGCAGGUUAUCCAGUGUGCCUAUGACAUUGCCAAAGCUGCCAAGCAGCUUGUCACCAUCACCACCAAGGAGAACAGCAACUGACCAUGACAGGGCUUUUAGAUCCCCUGUAACGUCUCCAUUUUGUUAAUGUAUUGUUCAUCCUUUAACUUCUGGUUAGAAAAAAAGCAUUGUUUUACUGUGGUCGUUUUUUAAAUCAGUGUUGAUAUUUGCAUGUAAUUUAUUUAUUUACAAAAUGUACAAAAUGAGAGUAUAAAUAUUGGGACAAAAAGACUGAGCAGCUAUGGGAAAUCAUCCGUAGCUCUACUAACUGGAAGGGAGAAGCUGUUUUUGUCGUGAGCUACAACGGGAAUCUACAGUACAGCCAAAUACUGACAAGAUGAUUGGGCGUUCCCAGGAGACCCUUUGUCGCUAAUAUGCAGUUUCCUAACCGCACUUCUUAGUUUUGUGGUUCUACAUACUUCCAGACACAGUAUUUCUCACACCAAUGAAGCCAUGUUUUUGGUAUUUUUUUUUAUCUCCCCAACACCUAUACCCUCCUUAGAAAGGCCUUUCAUCCACUUUGAUGCUCCUUGUCGGAACCAGGGGUCUCAAACUGGCGGCCCCCAGGCCAAAUGCAUCCUGUAAGCAGAUUUAAUGCCAUCCAGCAUAGUAUUCCACAUGGUUAAGGAUGUUGUGAAAGCUAUGAAUAAGCCAUAAGUGUAUAAACUUUACACACCUUGGAGCUACAUAAAUAACUAUGGCAUUCUAAUGUACCAUUUAAUACAAUUCCAGCAAGCGUAGGGAGGAAUGUUGGGCGAUUUGGAUCUGAUGAACCAUCACUCAUCUGUGCACAUUUUUGUAUCCCUGCAAUGUCCAUGUCUCCCCCAUCCAAGUGUAAUUGCUUUAAUUUCAAAAUGCAUCUACUAGAACCAUCUAUGCCUAUUAUUGCAUUUCAACACUUGUUCAGGGGGGCAAAUUAUGCUCUUCACCAGCAAUAUGUUGUACUUGUAUUGAGUUCUAGUGAAUGUUUUAUAAGCUAAGAUGCUAGACACAGUCUUGUGCUAGAACAGUGUUAGUGCUGUGACAGUGGAUAGAUUUGCAGUGCAAAUAAUCAUUUGCCCUCUUCCAUGUGUUUUUGUGCUCCGUUCUGUAAUGCUGCUAGCUUUGACAUGUGCAACUAAUUGGAUAGGAUUGUAGAUAUCUCCACUACAAUUCUGCAAGUGCAUGGUUGCCGUCAGCAGAUGGUUCAGAGCUGUGUUGUACUUGAAAUGUAAUCAAGGAAAUGUCCCUCUGUGCUUGACUCUUGUUCUGAAUGGACUUCAAACAGGUGUCAGUUGUGCAGUAAUCAUAGCCUUAUUUUUUUAAAUAAACGUAAUUUAUAAUUGUAA
Molecule: messenger RNA, 3923 nt
Organism: Oncorhynchus kisutch (coho salmon)
Lineage: Eukaryota; Metazoa; Chordata; Actinopteri; Salmoniformes; Salmonidae
Product: ARF GTPase-activating protein GIT2
Exons: 21
Coding region: 313-2637 (774 amino acids)
Biological process (GO): brain development; synaptic vesicle recycling; regulation of G protein-coupled receptor signaling pathway
Cellular component (GO): synapse
Molecular function (GO): GTPase activator activity; small GTPase binding
Source: RefSeq, a predicted model, not a curated record